Parastagonospora nodorum SN15 is the source of this 504-nucleotide messenger RNA. RefSeq lists its product as hypothetical. Lineage: Eukaryota; Fungi; Ascomycota; Dothideomycetes; Pleosporales; Phaeosphaeriaceae. The record is from RefSeq and is a predicted model, not a curated record. Bases 1 to 504 code for a protein of 167 amino acids. The transcript has a single exon.
AUGUUGUCCGUGAAUGCUGGCGUGGCCGAACUUCAAGAGAAACGAAGGAUAGGAUAUGCCGAUGCGGAGGGCGCGGGCUUCCUCAUCAACGAAGAAGACCUACCUUUUGAGCUACGCCAAGUCGGGGACGCUCUCAUACGACACGCUUCUGAUGGACCGUCUUAUCUCUCGACACCAUUACCGCUUGAUCCAGCUUCUUUCUCGAAUCACCAGACUUCGCCACAUCUCGCACGGAUCUCCACCCCAGUCCUCCGACACCGCCUCGACACCUACACCCAUGCCAACGCCGCGUUGCUCACGCGAAGUCGAAAACUAAAGGAGAAGGAUGGUCAACUCGAGCAAAUGUAUCGCAAGGUAGUGUCAUUGUGCACAAAAGUUGAAGAGAGCAGGAUCGAGGAAUGCUUGGAGAGUCUCGUCGCAGCUCUGGAUAGCGAAGAAGGCGAGGGCGUCGAAGUCGGUCGCGUUCGUGAAUUCUUGCGCAAGGUUGAAGGCGUCGAACCGUAA